Molecule: messenger RNA, 1107 nt
Organism: Schizosaccharomyces octosporus yFS286
Lineage: Eukaryota; Fungi; Ascomycota; Schizosaccharomycetes; Schizosaccharomycetales; Schizosaccharomycetaceae
Product: haloacid dehalogenase-like hydrolase
Exons: 4
Coding region: 170-880 (236 amino acids)
Molecular function (GO): phosphatase activity
Source: RefSeq, a predicted model, not a curated record
UAGGGAAAAAUCUAAAACACCUAUACGUAGGCAUCUUGACUGACCAGAAAUCACAAAGCCUUGAACUUGAAUUUCACCAAGCUUAUCAAAACUUCCCAUUUUUGGUUUUAUUACUGUAGAAAAUCUAAAAUAUUUAAAAAUUCAAUCUAACCAUCCUAAAACACAAAAGAUGCCUCCAAAAGCUUGUCUUUUCGAUAUGGACGGUCUUUUAUUAGACACGGAAACCAUAUAUACAAAAAGUACAAACAUUAUAUUGGAACGAUACCAAAAAGGCCCUUUUCCUAUGGAGAUCAAGGCUCAAAUGAUGGGUCGACCAUCUCGAGAAGCUUGUCAGAUUUUCCUCGACUGGUCCAAGUUGGACUUGUCGUAUGAACAAUACGUGCAGAUGCAGCGUGAAUUGCAAUCUGAAUUAUGGAAACAAACUCAACCUCUUCCUGGAGCACUGGAACUUUUACGUCAAUGUAAAACGCUCAACAUUCCAAUGGUACUCGCUACUUCUAGUGAUACCUACAACUUUGAAAGGAAAACUGGCCAUUUAAGAGACAUGUUUAUGCUUUUUGAGAACAAUAUUGUAACGGGAGAUGACGAUCGUUUGCUUCCUGGUCGUGGAAAGCCAAAUCCCGACAUUUGGUUCAUUGCCUUGGAGGUCAUCAACGAAAAGCUCCGAUCAAAGAACGAACCAGAGGUUGAAGCAAAGGACUGUCUUGUUUUUGAAGACUCCAUAUUGGGACUUGAAUCGGGAAGAGCUGCUGACAUGAAAGUAAUUUGGGUUCCUGAUCCCAAGCUUCUCCCUUUUUUCUCGUUGUCUUCUGAACAAGCCGCGGACAAGAAUAUCAUCAAGUGUUCUUCUCUGAAGGAAGUCGACUUACAAAAUAUCUAAUUCUUUCUGUCUUUUUCUUUUCAUGGUGCUACUUGUUACAAAGCUUCAAUUCUUCUUUUUCCAUCUUAUAGUAUUGCAACCACAUCCAUCAAACAUAUUUUGAACGAUUAUACGAACCUUUCAUUGAAUUUUUCCUUUCGAUUGCCAUCGAUUUUUUGUUACAAUCGUUGAUCAUUUUAUAGAAACAUAAUACAAAAUAUAUUCAAGAAGCUUAUAGAUGAUCAGAU